Messenger RNA from Xiphias gladius (swordfish), 1570 nucleotides. RefSeq names its product cell adhesion molecule 2-like. The transcript is spliced from 9 exons. Bases 113 to 1162 code for a protein of 349 amino acids. The record is from RefSeq and is a predicted model, not a curated record. NCBI's taxonomy places the organism in Eukaryota, Metazoa, Chordata, Actinopteri, Istiophoriformes, Xiphiidae.
CCGGCAGCAGGAGCUCUCUGCCCUGCCGUCCGAAGAGUCACUUCAACAAAGUAGCCAAGGUCAGUUCCCCAUAACUCAGAAUGUGACGGUGGUGGAGGGGGGCACAGCCAACAUGACCUGCCGUGUGGAUUACAAUGAUAACACUUCCCUCCAGUGGUCAAACCCUGCACAGCAGACCCUGUUCUUUGGGGACAAGAAAGCUCUGAGAGACCACAGAAUCGAGCUGGUGCGCGCCUCGUGGCAGGAGCUCACCAUCAGAAUUGGUGACGUCAGCCUGUCAGAUGAGGGCCAGUACACCUGCUCGCUCUUCACCAUGCCUGUCAAGACCACCAAGGCCUUUCUCACCGUUCUGGGAGUGCCAGGGCGGCCCGAGAUCACAGGAUCCACCAAGCCUGCCAUGGAGGGGGAUUUAAUUACCCUGACGUGCACCACAUUGGGCAGCAAACCAGCUGCCAACAUCCGGUGGUUCCGCAAUGACAAGGAGGUCCAAGGCACUAAGGAAGUGAACGCCACAGGAAAAUCAUUCGCAGUGAGGAGCAGCCUCCAGUUCCACGUGGACAGACGGGACGACGGCGUUGCCUACACCUGCAGCGUGGAGCACGUGUCACUGUCCAACCCCUACAUGACAACUGAGGUCCUGGAGGUCCACUAUGCUCCCCAUCUGGAGAUCACACAUUCACUGAUUAUUCCACAGGAAGGGCAAUACUUCAAACUGGAGUGUGUUUCCAUAGGCAACCCAAUACCUGAACCGGUGCUGUGGUCUAAGGAUGGGGGAGAGCUGCCAGACAUUGAGCGUAUGAUUGUGGAGGGAAGGGAACUAACCAUCACCACACUAAACAAAACAGACAAUGGCACAUACCGCUGCGAGGCCAGCAACCACCUGGGGACCAGCACUGCUGAAUAUAUACUGUUUGUAUAUGAUCCUAACGCUUUAGGACAACACGGACCUGACCACGCUCUAAUCGGCGGCGUUGUUGCAGUCGUGGUCUUCAUCACCUUGUGUUUGAUAAUAGUUCUUGGACGAUAUCUGGCCAGACAUAAAGGGACGUAUCUAACGCACGAGGCCAAGGGAGCAGAGGAUGCCCCCGAUGCAGACACAGCCAUCAUCAACGCUGAGGGAAACCAUGUGCAUGCAGAGGAAAAGAAAGAGUACUUCAUUUAGACCUCUGUUACUCUUAUCCUCCGUUUCAUGACAAUUUUAAGCUGCCUCAGCAUCACUGUCUGUUUUACUUUACUUAUUGUUGUACUUAUUAUUCUUUUCUCUUCUCCAGAAAGCUCCUGCUUGGAUAUCCUUGUUUUCAAAGCAUUCGCUGACUAGCCUUCUCCUUUUGUAAUCAGUAUAGCCCACGUACAAUUGGAUUACGUCCAUUUCAGUUUUACGGUGCCUAAAUGCUGUAUAUUUUUCUGCAUUUCUUUUAUCGCUUGCAUUAUCUCCAUUCUCUCUUACUUCACCUGUUAUACAACCUUUUUGCAGAUUUUUUAAAAAUUCAGAAGCAACAAGAAAUGUGCUUCAGUUCAACUUAAGAGUCAAGUCUUAGCCUUGCAAACUGUUUAGCUGUGAGAACAGAGU